CUGGAUCAGUUUUGCUUUAUUUUUGCCCAAAUUCUUUUAGUUUUAUUUUCAAACAUCUGCCACGCAUCAUCGAAAAACGCAAACCCGCUCAAUGGCAAACUUCUGAUGAUUAUUCCUAUGUCGGCUUUAGUUCAGUACCGGUUCAACGAUUCGGCUAAACUUAAAGAGUACAUGCCGCGGACGGCGCGGAUGCAAAUUGAUAUCAUCAACUGGCUGGCGCUUCGCAAUAAUUUCACUUAUGCAAUAUUGACGACAAAUGAAACGACGCUAGAAUUACCCAUCAGCAGAAAUAACAAGGGUUCGAUGAAUUACUUGCUCGACGGGACUUGUGAUAUGGUCGUCAGAGACCUGUUUAUGACAAGCGGACGCUAUCGGCUGCUCGACAUGCCUUAUCCUUGGUAUCAGGGACCUGCCAGAUUUCUAAUUCCUGUUCCGGAUGCCCGUCUAAACUUUACAGCAGUCCUGAAACCAUUUCAGUUACAGGUAUGGAUCUGGUUGGUGGUUUCGCUUGCGAUCGUGAUUGCGACAUUUCAACUUAUUAAACAUUACCUACCACCUGUGCCCAGCACACCUGAUGGACUAGUCGCUAGAGUGUCUCAAAAACCAAUCCCUUACCUUUACGUGUUCGGCUUGCUUCUCUCCCAAGGAGGUCCAGUCAUAUCACAGAGAAGAGCCAUCCGAGUUGUAGCAGCCAUUUGGUGUCUAGCAGCUUUCGUUCUCAGCCAGGCGUAUAAUUCCACGUUGAUCACUUACGUCAUCGCACCUAACGAUAGUCCACUGAUCAAUUCCGUUUUGGAUAUUGUUAAUAACCCGAGCAUCCAUUUCCUUGUCGAGAAAAACAUGGGAAUGGAUGUCGUCAUAACUGGCUCGACGGAUGAGGAUGGCAUCUUUAGACGUUUACGAGACGGAAUCAACAGCUAUCCCGCAUCUCGUUGUUCUUCGCAAGCUCAAUGCAUCGAACGUGUUCUGUCAGGUGGAUCACAUGCGUUUUCUAAAUCAAUUGAGUACCUGUUGGACGUCAUGUUCGACGAUUUUCAAAAAACAGGACAAUGUCGUUUGCAAGUUUCCAAAGAAGGUUUCAUGAACUUCAUCAUAUCCUUCGCUCUGGCUAAACACAGUCCCUACACCGACACGAUUAGUAAAGGAAUCAUUGAUAUGAAUGGAUUCGGACUAAUUGAUCAUUGGGUUCAAACUUACCAAGUGAUGCCUCACCGUUGCUUGAGUAGAACAGCACGAAAACGACGAGAACAACCGCGACUGUCACUCAAGAAUUUGACCGGAGCUUUCGUUGUCCUUCUGACCGGUUACGCUGUUUCUUUCCUAGUUUUCGUGGUAGAGCGUUUACACGAAACUCGCCGUCGGCUUCACAAUCGUCUCGCCUCUGCCAAACCAGAGAAACCACCUGCGGCCAGCUACGGACCGGAUGAAUUUGUAUUCUGGUGAAAUUG
This is a messenger RNA of Daphnia carinata, 1448 nucleotides long. Its product is annotated as ionotropic receptor 93a-like. Bases 106 to 1443 code for a protein of 445 amino acids. Gene Ontology annotation, molecular function: ligand-gated monoatomic ion channel activity. Gene Ontology annotation, cellular component: membrane. NCBI's taxonomy places the organism in Eukaryota, Metazoa, Arthropoda, Branchiopoda, Diplostraca, Daphniidae. The transcript has 9 exons. The record is from RefSeq and is a predicted model, not a curated record.